Microcebus murinus (gray mouse lemur) is the source of this 2918-nucleotide messenger RNA. It is a transcript of the gene HNF4G, whose product is annotated as hepatocyte nuclear factor 4 gamma. Gene Ontology annotation, molecular function: zinc ion binding; nuclear steroid receptor activity; RNA polymerase II cis-regulatory region sequence-specific DNA binding. Lineage: Eukaryota; Metazoa; Chordata; Mammalia; Primates; Cheirogaleidae. Gene Ontology annotation, biological process: regulation of DNA-templated transcription. Gene Ontology annotation, cellular component: nucleus. The record is from RefSeq and is a predicted model, not a curated record.
UUUUCAGAAUAUCUGCUAUGUGACUUCAGCCCCUUAAAUGGGACACCUGACAUUAUAAUUAUAGUGUCAAACCUGAGAGAUUCUCUGUUCUAGCUUUUAUCCUUCUCCUAAUGACAUCACUUAUUGUCUACUGGAAAAUCAAUUUAGGAAAUCAUUUUAGUCCACUAAGCACUUCAGAUAAGGUGAUUCCAUGAAGCAUUCCAAGAUUAUCACAAGGAAUUGCUUUCGUAUGUCAUAAAAGAAGAAGAAAUAAGCAGAAUAUGGCCUGCUGAGGAAGGUUACAGUUUUACAGCCCCUCCCACUGCAGCACUUAAGUCACUCGGUUACAGUUAACUUUGGAUUGUCACAGAUUGAAAGCAAAACAGUCGUCACACACUCUGGGCUUGUGGUGUGACUUGUAUGUGUGUUUCUAAAUCAAUGAUGAGGGUAUCGGAACCAGUACUGGAUAUGGACAUGGCAAAUUACAGUGAAGUUUUGGACCCAACUUAUACGACUUUGGAGUUUGAAACCAUGCAGAUUCUGUAUAAUUCAAAUGAGAGUUCUGCCCCAGAGACGACAAGUAUGAAUACCACCGACAAUGGGGUCAACUGUCUAUGUGCUAUAUGUGGAGACAGAGCAACAGGAAAACACUACGGGGCCUCGAGCUGUGAUGGGUGCAAGGGCUUCUUCAGACGCAGCAUUCGCAAGAGCCAUGUUUAUUCCUGCAGGUUCACUCGGCAAUGUGUUGUUGACAAGGACAAAAGGAAUCAAUGUAGAUAUUGUCGAUUAAGAAAGUGUUUUAGAGCAGGAAUGAAAAAAGAAGCUGUGCAAAAUGAACGUGAUAGAAUAAGCACCAGAAGAAGCACAUUUGAUGGCAGCAACAUCCCCUCCAUUAACACGCUGGCACAAGCUGAAGUUCGGUCUCGCCAGAUCUCAGUCUCAAGCCCUGGAGGAAGCUCUGAUAUAAAUGUUAAGAAAAUUGCAAGUAUUGGUGAUGUCUGUGAAUCCAUGAAACAGCAGCUCUUAGUCUUGGUGGAAUGGGCUAAAUAUAUUCCUGCCUUCUGUGAGUUACCAUUGGAUGAUCAGGUGGCACUGUUGAGAGCUCACGCAGGGGAACACUUAUUGCUUGGAGCUACAAAGAGAUCUAUGAUGUAUAAAGAUAUUUUGCUUUUGGGAAACAACUAUGUUAUUCACCGAAACAGCUGUGAAGUUGAGAUUAGCCGUGUGGCCAAUCGGGUUCUAGAUGAGCUGGUUCGACCCUUUCAGGAAAUCCAGAUUGAUGACAAUGAGUAUGCUUGUUUGAAGGCAAUUGUAUUUUUUGACCCAGAUGCAAAAGGGCUAAGCGAUCCAGUAAAAAUUAAGAACAUGCGGUUCCAAGUGCAGAUCAGCUUGGAGGACUACAUCAAUGACAGGCAGUACGACUCCCGGGGGAGGUUUGGAGAGUUACUUCUGCUUUUGCCCACACUACAGAGCAUCACUUGGCAAAUGAUUGAGCAAAUACAGUUUGUUAAACUUUUUGGGAUGGUUAAAAUUGACAACCUACUUCAGGAGAUGUUACUGGGUGGUGCUUCCAAUGAUGGUAGUCAUUUCCAUCACCCAAUGCACCCGCAUUUGUCUCAAGAUCCAUUAACUGGACAAACUAUACUUUUAGGUCCUAUGUCAACAUUGGUUCAUACAGACCAGAUUUCAACUCCUGAAACCCCACUCCCUUCCCCACCGCAAGGCUCUGGACAAGAACACUACAAAAUAGCCGCAAACCAAGCUUCGGUCAUUUCUCACCAGCCUCUCUCCAAACAAAAGCCAUUGUGAAAAUAUGUUUACUUUUGAACGGCACUGCAUAAAUGUGAAAAGCUGUUGGUCUCGAAGUAUCUCAGGAUAGUACUUUUGGCAAACUCUUAGCCAAGGCUUCAUCAUGGUGCUGUUAUUAGAUGGUAUCCUGUUUUAUUGUUUAUAUGUUCAUUUUGUUUGUUGUUGCUACUGUGUAAAACUUUCACAUCAACUAUGUCUUUUUUGAAUAUGUUUGUAGAGUGUAUCGUUUCCAACUGCCCCUGCAUCGCACCUCAACCAGCUGAAUCUCAUGUACUACUGUCAUUUGUUUUCUUAAUAUUAAUUUAAAAGUGUAAAUAAUUGUUUUAUUGUGAUGUGGUGCAGAACACAUCUUUUGUUCUUUUUUGACUGAGAAUAGUAGAUGAGAAAUCCCAGGUUAAUAUAAAAUGAACUAAGUUUUCUAUAAAUUAUAAACUUGCAGAUUAGGAAAAAUAAAGCAGCUGCUGUAGAAUAGGAUGCAUUUCUUCAAAGAAGAAUCAUUUAUGGGCAUUCUGUGGCGAAGUAGCAUCUCUUUGGUUCAUUGUUAAAUAUUCCUAUCUUAAGUUUAGAAAAUUAUAAAAAGCCAUGCCAAGGAUGACUGGAUAGUCUUUGAAAUCUGUUUUUGAGGAUGCAUGUUAAGAUAAAACAUGUUAGGAUACAGGCUAAACUGUAACAAAGAAACCCCUAAAACAGUGGCUCAGCCAAGAGAGACAUUUCUUUCUUUCUCCUGAAACAAUCUAGAAAUGGUCAUCCAUGGAUUAGAAAUGAGCACAUCUAGUACCCAGGGAAGCCAGGAGAGUCAUCUUUCGGUAGAAAGCCUGUGUCAGCUAAAGCCAUUCUGCUCUGAGAGAGCCAAUCCUUGGGACAAAUUAGCCAUCUACCACACAUGUGCCUUAUUUAGUCCUCACAGCAACCCUGAAUGAGAGGUAUUAUUAUCUCUCUUUUAUAAAUAAAGAAACCUUUAGCCUAAGGGUUUAAGGAAUAUCACCAGAGUUCAUAAACCGAAACAGUAAGAGAAGCCACAUUCAAACCCAGGUCUGGUUGACUGUAAUGAGAAUAAAUCUUCGGUAUGAAAUGAAAAAUGUGAGCUUCUUCCAGUGUGACUUUUCAAUAUAUGCGGCUGAGUGAUGAUU